UGUAGUAAGGAGGUUUGGGACGGAAGCACUGGAUUAUUUUCACGUUAACAGAGUUACAAUUUCCAGGAUCACAGUGGGGAGAAAUGUUUUUGCCAUGUUGGCAGAGAUUGCCAGUGAGGCAGCAUGGCAGAUUUAUUUUCUACACUCGGACCUUCAGCAGUGUAGGAUCUGAGAGGGAUAACACAAACUCUAGCAUUAGUAACCUUAGAAGAGUUGUCAUCACUGGAAUUGGACUUGUUUCACCACUCGGGACAGGGACUUCUUUACCCUGGAAGCGUCUGAUUGCAGGAGAGAGUGGUUUAGUGGCACUGGACCCGGAUGAAUACAAAUCAGUGCCGUGUAAAGUAGCAGCUCGAGUUCCGAGAGGAGAUGCUGAAGGUGAGUUCCAAGAAGAAGCAUUUGCUUCACGGGGAGAGAUCAACAGCAUGUCACAAGCCACAGUUAUGGCCCUUGGUGCUGCUCAGCUGGCCCUGCAGGAUUGUGGGUGGCAUCCCAGUGGUCAUGAAGAGCAGCUAAGCACAGGUGUGGCUGUAGGUAUGGGCAUGGUGCCUUUGGAGGAGAUCGCUAGUACUGCUGCUGCCUUUCAUACGCGUGGCUACAGCAAAGUGAGCCCAUUCUUCGUCCCACGCAUUUUGGUCAAUAUGGCUGCUGGACACAUUAGCAUCAAGCACAAGUUGAAGGGCCCCAACCAUGCUGUUUCCACAGCCUGCACCACAGGGGCACACGCUAUUGGAGAUGCCAGCCGUUUUAUUGCUCAUGGAGAUGCCAUAGCAAUGGUUGCUGGUGGCACUGAGGCUUGCAUCAGCCCUCUCUCUAUAGCAGGCUUUGCUCGAGCCCGGGCACUUAGUACCAACUGGAACCAGCAGCCCAAGUUGGCGUCUCGCCCCUUUCACCCGGAGAGGGAGGGCUUUGUGAUGGGUGAAGGGGCAGCUGUGCUCGUUCUGGAGGAGUAUAGCCAUGCUGUUGAAAGAGGAGCGCGGAUCUACGCUGAGGUGCUGGGCUACGGACUUUCAGGGGAUGGCACUCACAUCACAGCACCCUCUACGGAUGGAGAUGGUGCUUUCAGGUGCAUGUCUGCUGCUCUCAGAAAUGCUGGCGUAGCUCCAUCAGAUGUGACAUACGUGAAUGCCCAUGCCACCUCCACACCACUUGGAGAUGCUGCAGAGAAUGCAGCCAUAAAAAGACUUUUCCAGCAGCACUCACAAUCCAUCGCAGUUUCCUCAACUAAGGGGUCAACAGGGCACCUUCUUGGAGCAGCCGGGGCUCUUGAGGCAGCAUUUACAGCGCUGGCUUGCUACCAUGCUGUCCUACCCCCGACUCUGAACCUGGAUCACACAGAGCCCGAGUUUGACCUAAACUAUCUGCCCUGUGUUGCUCAGUCUUGGAGGACUCAAGCCAGAAGAAUAGCCCUUACUAACUCAUUUGGGUUUGGAGGCACAAAUGCUUCUCUGUGUUUGGCCAGUGUUUAAAAAAUGUUUUGACAUGACUAUUUUAUUGCACUACAGUAGUUCUGAAGAUGUAUUUGUAUGAGAUAGGGGUGAAUGCUUACGACUCUCCAAAUUUCUUAAUGAUGUCACAUUUGAGACAAAGUUUGCAUGGAAUAAUUAUUAAUAUUAUAUACAGCGUGCCCAGUAGAGAGGAACUUAAUAGCUCAAUGAAUACCCAUCUGCUUUUCAUAUAAACUACAAUUCCAAAGUCAGGACAGUAUGUGAAAUGCUAAUAAAAAUAUAAAUUUUC
Messenger RNA from Trichomycterus rosablanca, 1737 nucleotides. It is a transcript of the gene oxsm, whose product is annotated as 3-oxoacyl-ACP synthase, mitochondrial. Lineage: Eukaryota; Metazoa; Chordata; Actinopteri; Siluriformes; Trichomycteridae. Gene Ontology annotation, biological process: fatty acid biosynthetic process. Gene Ontology annotation, molecular function: 3-oxoacyl-[acyl-carrier-protein] synthase activity. Gene Ontology annotation, cellular component: mitochondrion. The coding region runs from base 84 to 1469 and encodes 461 amino acids. The record is from RefSeq and is a predicted model, not a curated record. The transcript is spliced from 3 exons.